AUUGAAGGAAAGGGUGAGCUCUGCAGCUGCAGGGUACGUACAGUUACAGAGGAGAAAGCUUCCAUUUUCAUGGGAAAAUCAAUCUCUUCGUCUGUCAGGCUUCAAGGACUCACCCGCAUCUUCUCCUCCUCGACCGAUAAGCUCCACCGCCAAUCCCCCAGGCAGGCGAAGCCGCCCCGGGUCGAGCCCCGCAAGAGCUCCAGGCCCGCCGGGGCCCUGCAGAAGCAAAUCUUGAACCAGCCGGCGAAGAAGGAGUCCACCACCAUGAAGGGGGCCGGUACCGCGGCCUCCCCAGACCCGGACGGCGUGGGCCGGUCCAAGCUGUCCCAAGUGGUGUCGGACUGCGUGCGGCGGUGGUUCCUCGACACCCUGAAGGAGGCCAAGGCCGGAAACAGCGGAAUGCAGGUCCUGGUCGGUCAGAUGUACAACAGCGGCUAUGGCGUCGCCAAGGACCCCCAGAAGGGGCGUGCUUGGAUUAAUAAAGCUUUGAAGAAUCGGUCUUCGGGCUGGAAAGUAGGCGAGAAACAACCUGGUUAUUCACUUCACUACUCUUGAUGUCGUGGGGUUUCCUUUAGGUUAUAAUGCGAGUGACUCAGACUCAGAUGUGAAGGGCGACGCCGACUAGGCUCAAAUCGCGAUAUUCGAGCAGAUGGAGUUUUGUCUUAUGGUAAUUGAUUCUAAGUUCUGUGGACAGAGGAAGACGUGUUGUUAUGUUACUCAGCCUUUCUUGUUUGAGUCUAUGAUUGAUCGCGGAAUGGAAUGAACCAAAAUUGGUUGCAAACAAUGUAAAGAGGAAUAAUACUUGUUGAAUUUCCGCCA
This is a messenger RNA of Punica granatum (pomegranate), 819 nucleotides long. Lineage: Eukaryota; Viridiplantae; Streptophyta; Magnoliopsida; Myrtales; Lythraceae. The record is from RefSeq and is a predicted model, not a curated record.